GAGAUGGUGAACAUGGUUAAAAAGUUAGUGCCACUGGACAGAAGUCACUGGAAGAGGAACGAGAGCGAUGGCUCGUCUGACGCUCCUUCUUGUUCUGCUGUGGGUCGGUACCACAGUGAGCACAGUGGUGGAUGUGCACAAAAGAAUCAUUGGAGGUCAACAGUGUAAUCCAACAGAGCGUCUGUAUCACGUGAAACUGGUCGAUCAAAACAAUAAUUUAGUCUGUGGAGGCUCUCUGAUCAGUGACGAGUGGGUUCUGACUGUAGCUCACUGCUGGAAACCAGAACUGUUUGUCAUUGUAGGAGUGCAUCCAGGUCCAGGAAAGAGAGUGGAGGUAAUCAAACCACCUGAGACAAUCGAGGACCAUGACAUCAUGUUACUAAAGAUAGAAAAAUUCAAAAUAAAGGUUCAGCCUAUAAAACUUGGUGACUGCACGACAAAACCCCAACUGGGAGCCUCAGUGCAGAUCGCAGGACAUGGCCCCACCAACGUGAACAGUAAAAAUGAAUUUGAUCCUGCUAAACGACCUACUGACGAACUCCAUUGUGCAGACAUUGAUGUUGUUGACUGUGAAGGCUUCAGAAAUACUCGGAAGAACACAAAUCCCAAGGCCUACAAGGCCAAGGAGCAUGAACACUGGCUUUGUGGCCAAACUCCUGGGAAGGAUAUAUGUAAAGGAGACUCUGGUGGAGGAGUUGUGCAUGAAGGCAAGAUUUAUGGAGUCAUUGUUGUAGGAUAUCCUCCUCUUGUCUGCAAAGAACCAUUUGCAUUCAUGGACAUCUGCAAUAAGGAAUAUGCAGAUUGGAUCGAAAAAAUAAUAAAGUGA
Messenger RNA from Mugil cephalus (flathead mullet), 826 nucleotides. RefSeq names its product kallikrein-8-like. The record is from RefSeq and is a predicted model, not a curated record. Bases 68 to 826 code for a protein of 252 amino acids. Gene Ontology annotation, biological process: proteolysis. Gene Ontology annotation, molecular function: serine-type endopeptidase activity. Lineage: Eukaryota; Metazoa; Chordata; Actinopteri; Mugiliformes; Mugilidae. The transcript has 6 exons.